Molecule: messenger RNA, 5141 nt
Organism: Entelurus aequoreus (snake pipefish)
Lineage: Eukaryota; Metazoa; Chordata; Actinopteri; Syngnathiformes; Syngnathidae
Product: SH3 domain and tetratricopeptide repeat-containing protein 2-like
Exons: 22
Coding region: 273-4781 (1502 amino acids)
Biological process (GO): regulation of ERBB signaling pathway; regulation of intracellular protein transport
Cellular component (GO): recycling endosome
Molecular function (GO): protein binding
Source: RefSeq, a predicted model, not a curated record
GAGAGAGAGAGAGAGAGAGAGAGAGAGAGAGAGAGAGAGAGGCUAGUGGGUGGAGAUGGAUGGAGACAGAAAGAGACGGUGGGACUGCGGAGUGAAAGCCAGACCGGAGGAGAUGCAGCUUGUAAAGAAGGGACACUCAACAUUGACUGGUGAGAGGAGAGAAAGAACGAGUGAGCGGGAUAAGUGCAGACAUAGGAAAGGGAAGCGGGCCUGUCCAACACAGGGAGGAAGAGUGUGAGUUGUUGUUCCAGGGGCAGAAGGGAACUGAUGGGAUGGCACUGAUCCCCGGGAGCUGCAGCUUCCUGGGCCAAAUGGCGUCUUGUUGCUGCAGACCGCUGCUCAACUCCUCCUGCUGUGGACCCCUCAUCAAAUUCUGCCUCUCCUCCUUCACAGACAUCUCUCCUGCUGAGCUGGAUGCCCUGUGGAGGGAGCCAUCAUACACUCUCGGGGGGACCAAUGACCACUUCUCAGGAAAUGACAUCAUGACUGAAGGAGCAGGUGAGGAUGAUGAUGGCCCCCUGGGGGAGUCGGGUGAAGGAGAGUUGGAGCCAGGGAACUACUGGAAGAGGAAAGAGGGUUUCCUUCGAGGAAGUCGGGUGACACUGGGAGAAAAAUUCCCCUCAGAAAUUAUGCUCUUUUUUACUGGACGGCGACGCUCCAGUGCGGAUCCUGACCGGGCGCUCCAGGAGUCCCUGCGGACUCGACUCCGAGUGGUGGAGAGCAACAGCAAAGAUGUCACCCAGUUAUUUAAAGAUCUGUCUGCACGUCUGGUGUCUGUCCAUGCAGAGAAAGACAGCUUUGUACUCUCAUUCAAAACUGUGGAAGAGAUCUGGAAGUUUUCAACUUAUUUAACAUUAGGUUAUGUGGCUCGCUGCUUGGAGAACUUCCUGUGUGAUCAGUCCUUCUGGCUGGCCCCCAAACUGCUCAGUGACUUGGAGAUAAACGUGACAGUGGAUGAGGAUCAACUGGCCACUCUCUACCUGGCACUUUUACCUCAGGAAGGAUCCUUCUUUGCUAAAGCACUCUACACAAGAGUUGAGGAGGAUGAUGAAGAAAAGCUGUCUUUCAAAAAGAACGAUCUGCUAAUGGUGAAAGACACAGGACAGGAUGACAUGUGGGAGGGUACAGUGCUCUCCACCGGACACCACGGACUAGUGCCUAUUGAUGGCACUCAGCCGUUGCCCUACCCUUUCUACCAAUGGUUCCUGAAGAAUUACCCAGGCAGUGCGGGAUGCUCGCCAUCAGAAAAAGAGCCGUUUGAACAUCCACUUGUGACAGGUUUGUGUGUCGCAGUGGUCGACUACACUCCUGUGGGCCAAGAUGAACUCUAUUUGAGUCAAGGUGACACUGUAGAGAUCCAGGGACUACUUGUAAGAGGCCUGGGCGUCUUCAUUGGAAAACAUUGCUCCACUGGUCGUGCUGGUUUCGUCCAAAAAGCCCACAUCAAACCUCUGGACAUCAUGCCUCUAGACAGACAACUGGUCUUUCUGACCGAGGAAGAGCGGGCAUCCCUGGCUCAGACUAAACCGUUCAACUCUGAGUCAAGUGACAGCAACCUACUAGAAAAGCUCUUCUUAUCCGACAUCAGCUCUGUGUACAGGCUCGACAGGCUGGAUGAGUCUGACUUCAUGUACAUCAGGAAUCGCCCCAAACGAGAUCACAGGGUCCCUGCAAGCACUCGUCAGAGCGUCAUGUCAGAGAAAAACGGGGGGACGCCCCCGUACCAUUCCUCUCCACGUCCAUCGCUGUCUCACUCCUCCCCCCGUGUGUCCCUCUAUCAGUCUCAAAAUCAUCUGCCUCACGAGGACGAGCCCUUGUCCUUCGCUCUUGGCGACACAUUCAGGGAACUGAAUGAUUUCCAGGAGGACCCGCCUCUCUUCUUGGAAGAAAACAGUUGGGAGGGGGACCAGUCUGAUCUCAGUGACCCCACGCUGACCUUACUAAACCAUGGCCACUUCCAGGAAGAGUUCCUACCCCUGUACGACCUUCAGUGUUCCUUCCUGUGGGUGACCUUCGAUGGGAAGAACGAAAGCGAAUUGUCAGGGCAGCUUGAGAGCGUGAGGGAGUGUGCAAAGAGGAUGGGCAUGCAUUGGGCACAUAGACGAGCGUGCUUCCUCCUGGGAAGACUUUGUGCCAGGAAGCUGAAGCUAUCCCAGGCCCGGGUGUACUAUGAAGAAGCUCUCAGUGUUUGUGUUGACAGUUUCUGUGACACGCCGCUGCUAAUCGCUCUGCUAACCAACGUUACCGCCAUCUACCUGAAGCAGCGUAUGACAGACAAGCUGCCCCUCACCCUGGAAAAGGCCAGUGCCUUGCUCCUCUGCCUUCCCAUCCACACCUACACAUCCUCAGAUGAAAUUGAGCUGCUCAAGCUGCUUCUGAGGAGGUCUGUGGUAAUGGGAGACAAAUACCUAGAGGCCCGCGUGUGCUACCUUAUCUCCAGCCUAUUCCUGCUUCUCCGGAAACCUGAUGAUGCUCUUCCCUUUGUUGAGCGUCUGCAGUUCCUAUCCGCAACUCUUUCGGCUAAUGAUGGGUAUCCCAUAGCGCCCUUGGACCUCAACUGGCUACUGAGCUGUUUGUAUCACCGUAAAUACAUGCCUUAUCUGGCACUGGCUUCUCUGAGUCUGGACUCAAGGCAAGACCACUCACUCCAUGAUGCUUUCCAGAGGAUUGAGUUGUUCAUCAGAAACGCUGUGCGACUGAACCCUUUCUGGAAGGAAGGAACCUCUCUGCUCCCUGCCCAGAUUGUAGUCUACCUCCUCCAGGCUCUGGCGAUAGCUGAGAAAGAUGGCGACUUAAAGACGCAGAGGGAUCUGUGUCUGGGCUUGGCCUCUGUUUACCAGCAGUAUGAUGCCCUUGAUAAAGCUGUGUGCUGUGCCCAACAAGCAGUGGAGACAGGAGCCUACAUUAACGAGGAAGAAGGCUUCGAGGCCUCUGUGCAGCUAGGUUGGUUGCUGGUGUUGACAGGCCAGGCUGAGAAGGCACAGCGUGUCCUCCAGCCUCUGCUUGUAUCACUGCAGGGCACUGAUAGCUCCACUCAGAGAGGCGUCAUCCACAAUCUCUUGGCCUUGUGUCUGAGGCAACGAGGCUGCAUACCAGAGGCAGGCUGGCAGCUGCACUCGGCCUUGGUGAUAUCAAGGGAAAGUGGAAACCAGAGGAAUCAGGCCCUGGCCCUCGCCAACCUGGGCUGCCUGGCACUGGAUGUCGGGGCAUCCACAUUGGCAGAAAAUUUUUUGGUCAGGUCUUUGCGAAUUUUUCCGGAUCUAUGGGAGAGCCCCACAGAUGAGGAACAUGUCCAGACAUACCUUUGGUUGGGCAGGAGCUACAAAGACAGGGGGAAGAGUCACAACAUCAGGGUGUGCUAUGAAAUGGGGCUUCUGAUUGCACUGCAUGCUAGAAAUCUACCCAGUCAAUUGGUGGUGGCCAAGGUGCUGAGUCGACUGUAUUCUGACAUGCUGCUCUAUGCUCAAAGCAUUGUCUACUAUGAACACUGUGUGUCAGUAUCUAGGGAACUGAAAGACAAGAGGCUGGAAGGAGAGUACCUUGAAAUCCUAAGUAGCCUCUACCUGUCACUAAACACGGAAAGAUCAUCUCGUAAGUCUCUGGACUACACAAAGCAAAGCCUGAGGAUUUCUAUUGAUCUGGGCAAAAGAGAAGAAGAGUCUGAGACCUGGUUGCAGGUGGGAAGAAUCUAUUAUCUCAUCCAGGAGGAUGAGCUGGCCGACAUGUAUUUGCAGGCAGCUGUAAAGACAGCUCUGAGAAUGAACGACCCUCAUUUUUCUAUGAGCAUAUACGAAGAGGCGGGGGACGUCUACUUUAAAGGUCACAGAAACAGGAUAGCUUCAAUGCCGUUCUACAGGGAUGGCAGUUUACCAUUUGCACGGAGUAUCAGAGACAUCAACUCAGAGUUCCGCUUGUUGAGUAAACUAACAGAGCUGCUGAUGAACCAGGGGGAGCAGGACGAGGCUCUGCAGUACGCCACACUUGCAGUUGAGAUCGCUAACAAAACAGGCGUGCUUAUGAAUGAGAGGACGGCCUACCACAGACUGGCGACUGUCUACUACAGCCUGCAGCUGUACGAAAUGGCGGAAAACUACUAUCUCAAAUCGCUGUCACUCUGUCCGCCUGUGCUGCACCACACAAUGGAGGCUCGCUACUACACUCAGGUCUACUGCAGGCUGGGAAAUAUCACUCUGCACAAGCUCAAGGAUGCUUUUGAUGCACUGGGUUACUUCCACCUGGCUCUGGCUGCUGCCCUGGAGGAUCAGGAAAACCCAGAGGCUCUGUACGUGGUGUACAUGAAGCUGGCGGAGCUCCACGGCAGCCACAUGCCCGAUGCUCGGCUGUGUCAGUUUUACACAGACCGAGCCCACAACUUGAGAAGAAUCCUGUCAGGAGAAGAAGCUGUGAACGAGGAAACUGUGACGGACUCAAGCGAAGACGGUGUACGUGAGCCAUUCCCAAGAGCUUGUCCCAUCCAAAUUGAUGAUGGCAAAAGGAAGCAGGAUGAAAAUAUUUCUCCUCCAGAUACGGAGAGUCAGUUUGUUGAUGCCUCUGCAUUCAUCACCAGUCGGUCGUACAGUGAGAGUAUCCUGACAGAGUCCUUUGACACGGCCAGGGAGCACAUGUCAGACUCCUGCAGCUCCACUGACACUGUACAAAACUCCCAAGGGCAAGCGAAGGGUAAUGGUUUGAUCUCUCGUGACGUCAGGCACACUCCGGAUGAAGAAACAGAUUUUCAUCAAAAAGAUUCCUCUCAGAUAGACAUAAGCAUGAAUGGAUAAGAACAGACUUUCAUGGACAUGUGGAUAAGCUAAGCAACAAUUCCCAGUGGCACUUUUUGUUCAUUUCGUUUGUCUGGUCACAAGUCACGUUGGCCAGUUAAUGCAAUGUUCCAACAACACGGCACUUUCUGUAUAGAAAGAGAGGUCACUUUAAAAGAUGUGCCUUUUUUUAAAUGAUGUUUUUUCAAGAGUUACCAGUGUCCUGGUGAUGUAAAGGUUCUUUUUUUCAAUGUCUUUUAUAUCUCUGCAAGAUGAAUCUAAAAUGAUGUUGUAUGUCUUUUUCACUGACAAAAAAGAACAGUGUACCGGUAAGUGCAUUUCAGAUGACAUGAUGAUAUGAAUAAAUUAUUUUUAAGUCAC